AUGGAGGAGAAGAAGAAAGGGGGACUGACUGAGUUGGCACCCCAGUGCGAGCUUGUGGACUACAAGUUCCUCCCGGCAUAUCUCAAGGACAACCAGUUUAUCCUGAAAUACUACAGAGCCGAAUGGCCCCUCAAGCAGACCUUCCUCAGCAUCUUCUGCAUCCACAAUGAGACCCUUAACAUCUGGACGUCAGCAGCCCCCCUCAUCCUCUGCUCUAUCUACCCACUCGCAUACUUUCGUCCGAAGCAAUAAUAUGGCCAAAGUUUCUGUGAUUAAUUAUCAUUUAUCACUAUCGUCGUCGUGGAUGCGUGCAGGCACCUGAUCGGCUUCUUCAUCUUCCUCGCUCUGAUGGCAUGCGCCGGAAUAGUGCUGCAGAGAGGGUGCAGCUCGGCGUCGUCGCCUCCAUUCCUCCCCUGCCGGUCCCUAGGCGGAGUCUCCCCUUGCGCAGGAGGUGCGGCGGGGUCCGGCGGCGCAAUUGUGGCGCGAUGGCCGUUCUUCACCUACCUCGCCGGUGCCAUGGCGUGCUUGCUUUCCAGCAGCGCCUGCCAUCUCCUCUCCUGCCACUCACGUCGCCUCCAGUACGUCAUGAGGGGGAUGGACUGCACCGGCAUCACCGUUCUCAUCGUCACCUCCUUCUACCCCGUCGUCUACUACAGCUUCAUGUGCGACCGUGCCUUCCAGGCCCUCUAUCUGGGUCUGAUCACCGCUUCGGGGCUCGCCAUGGCCGCCGUUUCUCUUGCUCCAUCGUUCCAGGGGCCGGAGCACCGGAUGUUACGGGCGAAGGUGUUCUUCUGCAUGGGGCUCUCCGGCGUCGUGCCGAUAAUGCACAAGGUGAUCAGGUUCGGCGACCGGCCGGCGGCGCUGGUGACCACCGGCUACGAGGCGGCGAUGGGGGUGCUCUACGCUCUGGCCACGGUCGUCUACUCCUCCAGGAUGCCGGAGAGGUGGAUGCCGGGGACCUUCGACAUCCUCGGCCACAGCCACCAGCUCUUCCACGUCCUGGUCGUCGCCGCCGCCUACACCCACUACCUCGGCGCCGUCGUGUACCUGCAGUGGCGCGACUCCGAGGGCUGCUGA
Molecule: messenger RNA, 1077 nt
Organism: Spirodela intermedia
Lineage: Eukaryota; Viridiplantae; Streptophyta; Magnoliopsida; Alismatales; Araceae
Source: the annotation of a GenBank genome assembly